AUGGCUGCAUCUACAGAGAAGGCAAACCCCCGCUCUCAUUACAAGGACUGGCCUAACACUCUAGGCUUUGAUGUCCACUAUGAAGAAAGGGAACCAGUUGAGCUUCGGGUGGAAGGCACAAUUCCAGCAUAUACCGCUGGCACCCUAUUCCGGACCGGCCUAGGGCCUCGGUCAUUCCAGACGUCCACAGCGAGCAAGUUCACGGUCAACCAUUGGUUUGACAACUUUUCUCAGAUCCAUCGCUUUCAGAUUCAUGCACCUCACGGUGAUGCGCUUGUUAGAGUCACCUACAACUCAAGGCUAACCAGUGACGGUCUUAUCGAAAGAAUCAAGAAAGCCGGGAAACUAGACGGUUUCACUUUUGCCGCCAAAUAUGACCCUUGCAAAUCAUUCUUUCGGAAGGUCCAAUCUGUGUUUCACUCCAGUGCAGAGCCAAAGCCCAACGAAGUCAACGUGGGGGUUACAAUGUCAGCCAAUUUUCCUGGUUUGUCGAGGAUUGGGGAGAAAAUGGAUGGCCCUCACGACCCGACACGAGGAAUUACCUUGUGCAAUAAAACAGACGCCACUAUGAUGCAGAUGAUUGAUCCUGAAACCCUAGAGCCUGUGGGUGUUGCCCGUCAAACGACCUUGCACCCAGAACUCCAAGGCUUAGGCAGCGGUGCCCAUGCAAAAUCCGAUCCCAGUACAGGAGAUGUUUUCAAUUACAACCUCGAUUUCGGGCGGAGCGGCACAUAUCGAGUCUUCCGGGUUUCCGCAUCUGCUGGCAAGACUUCUAUUUUGGCCAAAUUCCAUCACACGCCCGCAUAUCUGCACUCCAUCUUUUUGACCGAGAAUUAUGUGGUGCUGUGUGUGUGGAACUCCUUCUACAAAGCCGGUGGUGCCUCAAUCCUAUGGCAUCGCAAUUUGCUUGACGCUAUGACGUGGGAUAACACAACGCCGGCCACUUGGUUCGUGGUCGAUAAGCGCCCAGCAGAAGAAGGUGGGAAAGGUCUCGUUGCAAGAUAUGUGUCAGACGCCUUCUAUGCGUUCCACACAAUCAAUGCAUAUGAGGAGCCCUCGAGGACGACCGAGGGCACGGUGGAUAUUGUUGGUGAUGUGGCUGCUUACGACAAUAUGGACGUGUUGGAGCGUUUCUAUCUGGACAAUUUGGUGAGCGAUUCGCCCCAGGCGCGUACAUACCUUGAUUCGUUUGGCCCAACCAUUCGCCCAAGCUAUCGAAGGUACCGGUUGCCGUCGCUGUCCAGCGCUCCAACAGCGACAACCAGACAGGCCAACAUUGAGUACACCAGCGGCAAGGAAGAUGCGUUUGAACUUCCCACAAUCAACCCUCAAAUGGUCACCAAGAAGCAUCGAUAUAUGUACGGCAUCUGCGACACUGGGAAAUCGACCUUUGUUGACGGGCUUGUCAAGUACGAUGCUUGGAUGCAUUCAAUCUUGCGAUGGAGUCGGCAUGGCCACACGGCCGGGGAGCCAAUUUUCGUGCCUGACCCCGAGGCUGCCGAAGAAGACGGCGGCGUCCUGCUGUCCGUGGUACUGGACGGCAUAGGCGGGAAAAGCUAUCUACUGGUCCUGGAUGCCAAAACCAUGGAAGAAGUUGGACAAGCGCAUGUUGACGGCGCCAUCGGGUUUGGUUUCCAUGGGCUUUUCCUGGGCGGAAAAGAGCCUGUAGGUGGAAUGAAUGGAAUACACUUGUGA
Capronia coronata CBS 617.96 is the source of this 1695-nucleotide messenger RNA. RefSeq lists its product as uncharacterized. The transcript has a single exon. The coding region runs from base 1 to 1695 and encodes 564 amino acids. Gene Ontology annotation, biological process: carotene catabolic process. NCBI's taxonomy places the organism in Eukaryota, Fungi, Ascomycota, Eurotiomycetes, Chaetothyriales, Herpotrichiellaceae. The record is from RefSeq and is a predicted model, not a curated record. Gene Ontology annotation, molecular function: carotenoid dioxygenase activity.